Molecule: messenger RNA, 4450 nt
Organism: Scophthalmus maximus (turbot)
Lineage: Eukaryota; Metazoa; Chordata; Actinopteri; Pleuronectiformes; Scophthalmidae
Gene: slc7a8a
Product: solute carrier family 7 member 8a
Exons: 11
Coding region: 892-2478 (528 amino acids)
Biological process (GO): neutral amino acid transport; amino acid transmembrane transport
Cellular component (GO): membrane
Molecular function (GO): neutral L-amino acid transmembrane transporter activity; L-amino acid transmembrane transporter activity
Source: RefSeq, a predicted model, not a curated record
UUACUCCAGGAGCGACGUCGCUUGUCCGAGCAGAGCGCAGGUCGGGUGUGCACGAGGCAGACCUGAAGCAGACUCAAUAAUCAUAAGACUCUUCUGCAUCUUCUUCUUCUUUCUUUUUUGUCUGUGUCUGCGUGUGUGUGUGUGUGUGUGUGUGUGGCGUCCGCUCCUGCAGGGCAGCUGGUGGGUUGCGCGCACACAAGAGGAUGUCUUUGUCUCCUCGGCUCACACCUGGAACAAGGAAACAGUGAGAGCCUGUUUCUUGAAUUAGUCUUUUUUUUUUAAAUUAUUUUUUUAUUUAUCGUUGCUGUUGUUGUCGCUGUCGUUUUUGCUCGGUGCGGAAAAAGCAAAGUGCGGGACUAAAGCCGUCCCCUUGCGUUCGGAGUGCGCCGCCUCGACGGGGAUGCGCGUCUAGACCGUGACCCGCGGCUCCACCUGCGACACCAGAGACAGUCGCUUCUCAGCUGGGACGCCAGACACUCGAAUCUGUUGCAGGCAGACAUUGUUGAUGUUGUUGUUUUUUUGACACUGUGGAGGCGGUAAAGUGACAUUUUGCGCAAAGUUUCCACCGCAGUUUUUUUCUUCUUCUUUUUCCUUUUUUAUUGCCCCAUAAAACCUCCCUUGUCACAGGUUGCUGACAGCGCAUCAGCAGGCAACUUACCUUAUCAGAUAAAAAAAAGAGUGUAAGCACGUUCCAGAGAACGUGGCUGUGGCCUCUUUUUUUUUUUUUUUCCUUCCAUUUUACGCACACGGGGGAGACCUUCGUGCGCAAGGCGGAGACGAGCGCACGGGCGGACGCAGACGCAGACGCAGCAGCAGCAGCAGCAGCAGCAGGUGCUGAUUUUAUUUGUCCAGCAUUAACCCGGGUCCCACAUAACACAGCGCUCCAUCGACAUGACGGACGGCGCGAGACAACGGAGCAGCACGGCGGGCUCCUCCGCCAAGGGCGCCGGCGACGGUGACGCGGCGUCCGGGGGAGGCGUCGCGCUCAAGAAGGAAAUCGGGCUCGUGAGCGCCUGUGGCAUCAUCGUCGGCAACAUCAUCGGCUCGGGUAUCUUCGUCAGCCCGAAGGGCGUGAUGGAGAACGCCAGCUCCGUGGGCGUGGCCCUGAUCGUCUGGAUCAUCACCGGCAUCAUCACGGCCAUCGGGGCGCUGUGCUACGCCGAGCUGGGCGUCACCAUCCCCAAGUCGGGCGGAGACUACUCCUACGUGAAGGACAUCUUCGGGGGGCUGGCUGGGUUCCUGCGGCUGUGGAUCGCCGUGCUUGUCAUCUACCCGACCAACCAGGCCGUGAUCGCGCUGACGUUCUCCAACUACGUCCUGCAGCCCCUGUUCCCCACCUGCUUCCCGCCGGAGAGCGGCCUGCGGCUGCUGGCCGCCGUCUGCCUCCUGCUGCUGACGUGGGUGAACUGCUCGAGCGUGAGAUGGGCCACCAGGGUGCAGGACAUCUUCACCGCCGGCAAGCUGCUGGCCCUCGGCCUCAUCAUCAUCAUGGGAAUCGUGCAGAUCUGCAAGGGUGACUACUACUGGUUGGAGCCAGCCAACGCCUUCGAGCCCUUCCAGGAGUACGACGUGGGUUUGAUAGCCUUAGCCUUUCUACAAGGCUCCUUCGCCUAUGGAGGGUGGAACUUCCUCAACUACGUCACGGAGGAGCUGGUGGACCCCUAUGUGAACCUGCCUCGUGCCAUCUUCAUCUCCAUUCCCCUCGUGACCUUCGUUUACGUGUUCGCCAACAUCGCCUAUGUCACGGCCAUGAGCCCCCAGGAGCUGCUCGCCUCAAACGCCGUUGCCGUGACGUUUGGUGAGAAGCUGCUGGGAGUCAUGUCGUGGAUCAUGCCCAUUUCUGUGGCUCUCUCCACCUUCGGGGGCGUCAACGGUUCCCUCUUCACCUCUUCGAGAUUGUUCUUUGCUGGAGCCAGAGAGGGCCACCUCCCCAGUCUGCUGGCCAUGAUUCAUGUCAAACGCUGCACUCCCAUCCCUGCUCUGCUCUUCACCUGCCUGUCCACUCUGCUCAUGCUGUGCACCAGUGACAUGUACACCCUCAUCAACUACGUGGGCUUCAUCAACUACCUCUUCUAUGGAGUCACUGUCGCCGGGCAGAUCGUCCUGCGCAUCAAACAGCCCGACUUGCACCGGCCAAUCAAGGUGAGCCUGAUAUGGCCGGUCAUUUACCUCCUCUUCUGGGCCUUCCUGCUCAUCUUCUCCCUUUACUCCGAGCCCGUGGUUUGCGGCAUCGGCCUCGCCAUCAUGCUCACCGGCGUCCCGGUUUACUUCCUGGGAGUCUACUGGGACAAAAAGCCAAAGUGCUUUGACGCCUUCGUCGACAAGAUGACAUACUUGGGCCAGAAGUUCUGUGUGGUCGUUUACCCGGCCAUGGGCGGCAGCAGCAGCGGGAGCGGCGAGGAAGGAGAGGAGAUGAAGGAAGCCAGGUCUCCUCUGGCCAAGGACGACGGGGACAACCACAAGUCGGCGGACUGCUAGAGGCCACCCCCCCCCCCCCAAAAAACAAAACAGACGCACACGUGGGCGCACACAUCACACACAGAGACACAUGCAAACACACACAGUACAUCGCGGUUUGUCAUGGAUUUACUGAUCAACACUUGUGCCGCCACACAUUGCCUUUGAUAAUUUUUUUUAAUAAUUUUUUUUUUUGGGGGCUCUCAGAAUUGUGUCAAUCAAUGAUUUCUUUUGCCAAAUGUAGUGCGAGAUGUUUAGAGUGACAUGACCUCAAAACUUUUCUACCUGGGGUCUUUCAAAAGUGCAAUAACGCAAUGUUCGCACCUUCCAACUUCUCAGUACAGGCUUAAAAAGGCGUCAAACCAUUCACUAUUCUCCGUCGUCGUCGUCAUCACCGCGCUUCUGAUCUUCCCUCUUCCCCUCCACACACUCUCUGCACACUCCUACUGUAAGAGCGAGAUUUUUUUUAAUUUAUUUUUUUAUUAUCAAAAGACUCUUACUGUACCGUGACGGCUACGCAAACAUCUCUCUCUCUCUCUCUCUCUUUUUUUUUUUGCCAAAUUGUAAAUGUUGCUUUGUCGCACACACUCAACACACCAAAGCUGUAUUUCAAAUGUCAAAGCGGAAAAAAUCUGAUUCAGAUCAAAUCAUUUCAACAAGUGCUGUUGGUUUGUUUUUUUUUCAAAGCUGACUGUGAUUCCAAAAACUGUUUCUCUCAUUUUUAUAAUUGUGACAAUUGUUUAUAUCUUUUUUUUUUUUUUUUUUGCCCUUUGUUGUUAUUUUAGUUUUAACAUGUUCAUUUUAGCUUUGUUAGUAUUUUUUUUUCUCCUUCGAUUCAACAUCAUAUUCAUAUGGGCCUGUUUUUUACUCUGUGGGUAAAUGAUGCACAGUUCUUGUUAAUUGCCUUAAUUAGCAUAUUUUCUGUACUCUGGUGCCAUUAUGACCAUGUUUUGACUGGGGGAAGAGAGUUGGUUAAUCCUCACACUUGGCAACGGAAAGUGUCAGUUCUUAAGAUCUGGGUUUUGAGUUCUUGUUUGGACACGACACAGACAAUGAAUCCGUUAAAACUGGAGGGUCCCGCAAGGACAUAGACGACGAGAAAGAAAGUAGGGAAGGAGGCAAAUCACAAUAGUUUCUCACCACCACCAUUUGCAUUGUUAUUGUGCUAAAUCCCUACACCGACACAUGUGAAUGCCCGCGUGAAAACACUUUUUUUAAAGGCAUUGAUUGUCUUUCAUGUUUUACUGAUAGUAUUUUUGUAGCUCAACAUCUAGCAGUGUUCAGAUAUUCUUUUUUUUUGUGUGUAUGCUUUACUUGGGAAGAAGAAGAAGAAGAAGAAGAAGAAGAAGAAGAAGAAGAAAAAAAAGCUUUACAUUAAAGAAAAUAUUUCUCGAUACAUACAAUUCACUAGAAGUUAUUUUGUCGUGCAAUAGUCAGCACAGUCAGGCACCAGCAAAAACUGAACGCGCUCCCCCCUGAAUGAAACCCAUUCUGUGUCGUCUGGUUGCGGUUAUGUAUCUAUACUUAUGCUGUAUACUUUUGUAACCACACUCCGUACAUAAACACACAUUAUAUCCUGAAUGGUGUGCAGUCUUUCUAAAAACCGUUAGUGUCUCAGGGCAUCCCCACUGCCUUCUCCUACACUGCCUACACUCGACAGAUCUGACUCGUUGCUUCUUUGAACUCCAGUCUGUUCGUGGUAAAUGUUUGUAUUGGGUGCUCGAUCUGUCAUCUAAUCCCCCCCCCCCAAAAAAUUGAAAUAACGAUGACACGCGUUGACUAAUUAAAAUUGUAAAACUACUAUUAAAGUUGGGCCAGUACUGUAAAGGUUGCUCUAAUUCAAUUCUAAGGGGAACAGGGUGUCUUGGAUGUCUUUGCAAGUACAAUGAUUGUGUUUUGUGCCUGUACGGUUGUUUGUGCAUCAGAAUGCACAGGUUUUCAUGACGUGACUGUCUUUUUGUCUGAGUAAAUAAAAAAACCACUGACUAAUGUU